Sorghum bicolor (sorghum) is the source of this 2298-nucleotide messenger RNA. RefSeq names its product xyloglucan galactosyltransferase KATAMARI1 homolog. Gene Ontology annotation, molecular function: glycosyltransferase activity. NCBI's taxonomy places the organism in Eukaryota, Viridiplantae, Streptophyta, Magnoliopsida, Poales, Poaceae. The coding region runs from base 232 to 2073 and encodes 613 amino acids. The transcript has a single exon. The record is from RefSeq and is a predicted model, not a curated record.
UUUCCGUGUCAGUGACAGCCACUGGCAGCGUUUUGAUUCGCCCGACGCAGCCGCUCGGCUUUUCAUGCCCCCUCGCCCCGCGCGCGCUUCAAACACCGGCACCUCGGAUCCCACGCGACCCGACGCCAGCCAGCCUCCGCAGCUCCACCCUGACCGCCACCGGCUCCCCCGCCGUGCCACCUAGCUCGCUCGCUCGUCCUUGUCCCGGGGCGCGCACGUCGGCCGUGCGGCAUGAAGCGGCACAACGCGGGCGAGUUGCCGCUGUCGUCGCCGGCGGGCGACGGCAAGCGGCUGCUGGCGAACGAGGAGGAGGCGGAGGACAAGAUGGACAAGUACGACAAAGGGCGGGUCCGCUGUUCCCGGCUCUGCUUCCUCUUCGCGGUCGCCGCCACCGUAUCCAUCCUCGCUCGCCACUGCUACGACGCCGGCCUAGGCCGUGGCGAUAGUGCCGGCGUGGUGCGCAUCGAGGCCGUGCCCCACGGUCUGCCGCCGCCGGUGCAUCGGGAGCGGAAGAUCGUUCCGAUCGCUCGCGGCGGCGAGCCGUCGGAGUCCCGACAUUCCACCUCGUCUCCGGUGGACGCUGGCGAUGACGCUGACACGUCGUCGAAGCCUUCGGCGUCACGGUCUGACGAGUCCGCCAAUGGAGGCAAAACAUCGUCGAAGCAGAGCUCGCCCUCGGGGGCUCAUGCUCAUACCAAGCAGCUCGGCAGCCACCCCUUCGCCCGUGCGCUGGCCUCGGCCGCCGACAAGGACGACCUCUGCGGCGGUCAGUACAUCUACGUGCACGAGCUGCCGGCCCGCUUCAACAAGGACAUGGUCCAGAACUGCGACAAGCUGUCGCCGUGGACGGACAUGUGCAGGUACACCACCAACGGCGGCUUCGGCCCGCUGCUCCGCGGCGGCAAGGGCGCGUUCCAGGGCAACGGCGCCGGCUGGUACGACACCGACGAGCACGCGCUGGACAUCGUCUUCCACGAGCGGAUCAAGCGGUACGAGUGCCUCACCGACGACCCUUCCCUCGCGGCCGCCGUCUUCGUCCCGUUCUACGCCGGCCUCGACGUCGCGCGGCACCUCUGGGGUAACAACGUCUCGGCGAGGGACGAGAUGGCGCUGGACCUGGCGAGCCUGCUGGCCAAGAGCCCCGAGUGGCGCGCCAUGGGCGGCCGCGACCACUUCUUCGUCGCCGGCCGCACCACGUGGGACUUCCGGCGGAAGGAUGACGCCCAUGCUGAGUGGGGGAGCAGGCUGCUGAAUCUCCCCGCCGCCAAGAACAUGACCGCGCUCGUCGUGGAGGCCAGCCCGUGGCACCUCAACGACGUCGCCAUUCCCUACCCGACGUCGUUCCACCCGGCGAGCGACGAGGACCUCUUCUUCUGGCAGGACAGGGUGCGCGCGCUGAACCGCUCGUACCUCUUCUCCUUCGCCGGCGUGCCGCGCCCCGGCGACGACAAGUCCAUCGAGGGCCACCUCGUGGACCAGUGCAAGGCGUCGGACUCCUGCUCGCUCAUGGAGUGCAGCACCACGGGUCCGGACAACAAGUGCGAGUCGCCGGCCAGCGUCAUGAAGCUCUUCCAGAGCUCGACGUUCUGCCUCCUGCCGCGAGGAGCCACCGACACGCGCCGUCACGCCUUCGACGCCAUGCUAGCCGGGUGCAUCCCGGUGUUCUUCCACCCCGGCUCGGCGUACGUGCAGUACGUCUGGCACCUGCUCAAGACCCACACCGACUACUCGGUGUACAUCCCCGAGGAUGACGUGCGCACGAAGAACGAGAGCGUGGAGGAGAAGCUCCGGAAAAUACCGCCGGAAACGGUCGGGGCAAUGAGGGACGCCGUCGUCGGCCUCAUCCCGUCGGUGACCUACGGCGACGCGACGUCGAGGCUUGAGACGACGGUGAAGGAUGCGUUUGACAUCGCGGUGGCCGCUGUCAUCAACAAGGUGACGAAGCUGAGGAGGGGCAUCGUGGAGGGUCGAGCGGAGGAGGAGAAGAUGGAGAGGUAUAGCUGGAAGUACCCGUUGUUGGCAGAAGGGCAGAAGGCAGAGGACCAUCAUGAAUGGGACCCCCUGUUCAAUUAGCUCGUCAUUGUCGCAACCAUUAUGCGUGGCAUUGUUUGACGAAGAAUUUAGGGUCGUUUGGAACGCGAGAAUUUUUCUAUUCGUGAUUUCUGCUGGAAUUGAGUUGUUUCUUCACGAAAAAUUCUUGUCUCCCAAGCAUCGUUCUCUUACAUUUUAUACUCGGUUGUAGAGUUCUGUAUUAUCAUUAUAUAUGUAGUGAGAACAAGCUCACGGCUGCAAAGUGAA